Zygosaccharomyces rouxii is the source of this 756-nucleotide messenger RNA. RefSeq names its product Rex2p (gene REX2). The coding region runs from base 1 to 756 and encodes 251 amino acids. The record is from RefSeq and is a predicted model, not a curated record. Gene Ontology annotation, cellular component: mitochondrion. NCBI's taxonomy places the organism in Eukaryota, Fungi, Ascomycota, Saccharomycetes, Saccharomycetales, Saccharomycetaceae. Gene Ontology annotation, molecular function: nucleic acid binding; 3'-5'-RNA exonuclease activity. The transcript has a single exon.
AUGUUCAGCAUCUUGUGUGGUGCAAGAACUGUCUCUAAACGUUACCUUGGAUCAUUAUACCGACCUUUCAAUCCUUACUUGAGCAAAAUGUCUGAAAAACGGAGCAUAUGGAAGCCAUUGGUGUGGGUAGACUGUGAAAUGACAGGAUUAGAUCAUAACAGUGAUAGGAUUAUUGAAAUAUGUUGUAUUAUAACUGAUGGUCACUUAAGCGUUGUUGACAAUAAUUGUUACGAAAGUGUAAUCCACUGCGACAAAUCCAUUUUGGACCAAAUGGGCCCUUGGUGCGUGGAACACCAUGGGUCUAGUGGGCUUACUCAAAAAGUUUUGGACAGUGACAAGACUAGAGAACAAGUAGAGGAGGAAUUACUGCAGUUUAUUAGAAAAUACGUUCCUGAACCUCGUACUGGUGUACUUUCAGGGAAUUCUAUACAUAUGGACAGAUUGUUCAUGCUUAAAGAUUUUCCUCGAGUACUUGAGCAUCUGCACUAUAGGAUUGUUGAUGUUAGUACUAUAAUGGAAGUUUCAUAUAGACACAACCCCGGUCUUGCAUCUCAGCAACCUAAAAAAUUAGGAGCCCACACCGCUAAGCAAGAUAUCUUGGAAAGCAUUCAGCAGCUACGAUGGUACAUGGAUAACUACUUCAAACCUCCAGAAGGGUCAGACACUUUGGACAAGAGAACAAUUAGUGAUGCAAAUGGCGGAGAUGGCAAGCAGUCAGAGGGCGAACCUGAUUCCAAAAGAACUCGCCAGGAAUAA